UUCAUAUGGUUCAGACCAUCGCGAGUGGGUGCAAGUGUGAGCAUCGUCUGUCUGGGUUUGGUCCAAAACAUCGUAACAAAUACCAUAACGAUGACGCUGAAAUUUUUUUUACCUUUGAUAUUAUUAAUAAUUAUCAACACUAGCACCGAAUAUAGAAACUGGAAACCAUACAGAAGGCCGAAAAUCAUGGGAGACGUAAUAUCUCUGAAACAGUUGAGUCCUAACAGAAAAAAAGUGCAACAGAAGAUUUUGCUUUACCACAACUUCUUCAGGAGUAGAGUGAAACCCGCUGCAUCCAACAUGCUGAGGAUGAAAUGGCAUAAUGGUGCAGCAAAUGCUGCCCAAAACUGGGCAGACGAAUGCCAAGCCUUGGUCCAUGACGGAUUGGAAGGCAGGUACAUCGACAACUAUGGUUCAUGUGGACAGAACAUUUUCAUAGCCACGCAUAAAGUUCCCUGGUUGUUUGCUGUGAAAACGUGGUGGUUGGAAAAAGAUGAAUUCACGUUUGGAGAACCCGUGAAUAAUUCGACAAUCAUCGGUCACUACACGCAGAUGGUUUGGGCUGCCUCACAUGAAAUUGGGUGUGGGAUUUCUAAAUGUUAUCAGUAUGUGGGAAAUUCUACCAUUGGAAGAUUGUUUUACAAUUAUGUAUGCAAUUAUUGUCCAGCUGGAAAUCAUCCUGGGAAGUUAGACCAUCCGUACAAAACGGGAAAACCUUGUGGGCAAUGCAAACGGUACUGCAGAAACAGAUUGUGUCUCAAUGCCUGUCCGUACGUUAAUAUGUGGUCAAACUGCGAAAAGCUCUACAAGGCACAUCCCCACUGGUUGUGCCACAGCAAUCACACCUUGGGAGGAAGACACAGAUUUUCUUUUUGUAAGGCUACAUGCACCUGCAGGCAUAGGAUUCAUGACUGAGGAUAUAGUUUGUUACUUACU
This is a messenger RNA of Anoplophora glabripennis (Asian longhorned beetle), 936 nucleotides long. RefSeq names its product serotriflin-like. Bases 91 to 915 code for a protein of 274 amino acids. Gene Ontology annotation, cellular component: extracellular region. Lineage: Eukaryota; Metazoa; Arthropoda; Insecta; Coleoptera; Cerambycidae. The transcript is spliced from 6 exons. The record is from RefSeq and is a predicted model, not a curated record.